AUGGCAAAGGGACGAUGGGCUGGCUUGGCCGUCCUCGCGGUUCUGGUCAGCAUCUCGUUUGCGGCCAUCCCACCAACAAGCGACAGCUAUCAACUCACCUGGACCAACAAUGACAUCUCCAAGGCGGUCGUUGACAUCAGGGAUGUGCUGACUGCUGAUCUGGACAACGAUGGUUGGGUAGAUGUGAUAUCAGUCGCUUCCUACAACGAUCAAGUGACUUGGUACCGAAAUUUGGGCAAUGGAACCUUUGGGCCGCAGCGACUUGUUGGCGUUAUCCAUGCGGCCUUCCAGGGCGCUGUUGGUGACUUUGACCACGACGGGUGGGUGGACGUGGCGGCCGGCAGUACCAAUGAUGACUCGUUGGUCUGGUUUAGAAAUACAGGCGGUGGCAACUUUUCUGCCGGUAUUAUUGUGUCGACGGUGCACGAUGAAGUUCGCGGACUACUCGCAGAGGAUCUAGACAACGACGGUUUCCUGGACUUGGUAGUUUCCGACUAUGGCAAUGAUCGCAUUGUCUGGUACCCAAAUGCACACGGCGCCUUCAACGCCAGCUCAGUGCAAAUCCUGCCCGGCUUGUGCGAUGGCCCGCGCCAGCUGGCUGCCGGAGACUUGAAUGGCGAUGGUUGGCUUGACAUCGUGGCGCCAUGUAUCAACGAAGGCCGUGUACUAUGGUGGCCGAGCCAGGGCAAUGGCUCCUUUUCAUCUUGGCAGCUCAUCGUGCAGGGCCUCGACAAGGCACAGGCUGUGAGUGUACGAGAUGUGGACGGCGAUAGCGCGGUAGACGUGGUGGUGGGCGGAGACAACAGCGCUUUGUUUGUACAAAACCGCCUCGCUUCAGGGCAUGGGUUUUCCACCAACCUGACAAUCCGCCUUCACGACGUUCGGCAAAUUAUUCUUGAAGACUUUACUCAAAGCGGUGCUCCAGACAUGUUGUUCAUCACUGGGAACGAGUUCUUCACUUGGUUCCUCAAUCUUGGCAAUGCAUCCUUUUCUUCGCCCUUGCAAAUAUCCACGGGUGAUCUAAAUAGCAUUGCAGCCUUGGAUGUGGACGGAGACGGUUGGCUUGAUCUCGUGCAUGCAUCGCGCCGCACCACUGGUCUUGUUUGGCGUCGUAAUGCCGGUUCCACGGACACCGUGUACACAAGACGACUUUUUGGAGAGGAAAGGACCAUAUUCGAGUCAGACAUGGAUCGACCUGGCCCGUGUGCAACCGCCGAUUUUGAUCAGGACGGCCUCGUCGAUGCGCUUGUAGCCAGUUCGGUGGAUGGUACCGUGCUGUGGUAUAAGAAUUUAAACAACGGGAGCUUUGGUAGUGCUCGCUUGGUGCAGGAGAGCCGUGGCUCCGGCGUGGCUAUCGUUGACACUUGCGAUUUGAACGAGGACGGCCUCGUGGAUGUGCUCACAGCCAGCCCGACACUCAGCACAUUGGCUUGGCUUUCCAAUUUGGGUAAUGGUAGAUUUUCAUCUCCCAUCACGAUUGAUUCUGGCGCCUCACAAAUCUGUGCCAUGAACGUGCUCGAUUGGAAUGGCGACGACCACCUGGAUCUACUCACAGCUGAAUGCGGGGACGGUAGCGUGGGCUGGUACCGCGGCUUUGGCAACGGUUCAUUUGGUAUACGGGCUGUAUUGCACAGUGCCAAUGCCGCGGUGUCAACCAUCGCCCUCGCUGUGGGAGAUAUUGACCAAGACUCGCAUCGGGAUCUAAUGGUGUCUGAUACAUCCCAUGCUAUUGUGUGGUGCUUGAGAGGCCUUGGCCAGGGCGCAGUGGCCCCGGCGCAGGCACUUGUAGCCGCGGGUGGGCCAAUCCUGUAUCUCGAUGUUGCUGAUAUGGAUGGCGACGAUUUGCUUGAUCUGGUUGUGGGUACACUUGACUAUACCAUCAGCUGGUUUCGCAACUCACUGGAUGCGGCAUGGGAUCAUCAUGGGGUGAUUUUGCAAGGCACCACGGUCUCGGUUGUGAGAGGAUUUUGGUUGCAAGACAUAGAUAUGGAUGGUCGAGUUGAUGUCGUGGCUGCACUGAGCACGACCCUCCGCAUUGUAUGGUUGAGGAACGAGGGCGAGGACAGCUUUUCUACCAUGCUGCCCAUUUCCCUGCUGGAUCGAGGGGCAUCGGACGUGGCGUUUGCUGAUAUCAAUAACGAUGGUCGUCUCGAUCUGGUCUCAACCAGCGCCGAGCGAAGCACCCUCUUAUGGAAUCCAAACUUCUUAUUGGUGCGUGAGAUGUGGCACUCACGCCCGUCAUCUCGGCCUACAGCAGCGCACGUCAUGGUGGCUGUGCAGCGCUUAUCGAGCGUGCCAGCGCUGACCGGCCACGCAAGCAACCCAAUGGCAUCCGUGGCCUGGGAAGAACAGGCCGAGAGCGAGUUAUAG
Molecule: messenger RNA, 2370 nt
Organism: Monosiga brevicollis MX1
Lineage: Eukaryota; Choanoflagellata; Craspedida; Salpingoecidae
Exons: 2
Coding region: 1-2370 (789 amino acids)
Source: RefSeq, a predicted model, not a curated record